GGGGCGGGGCUCCCGCACUUUCUGGGCCGGAAGCGCCGGCGCCGCAGCCCCCGGCCCGCAGCCCCCGCCGGUCCCCGCCGAGGGCGCGCCGCGCAGACAUGGCCAAGUGGGGCCAGGGCGACCCGCGCUGGAUCGUGGAGGAGCGGGAGGACGGCACCAACGUGAACAACUGGCACUGGACAGAGCGGGACGCCACCAGCUGGUCCAAGGGGAAGCUCCGAGAGUCCCUGGUGGGUAUCGUGGUGGAGAAUGAGGCUGGGCGCUGCCAGAUCAGUGACCUGAAGCAGGUGGAAGGCGAGGCUUCCUGCAGCAGCCGCAAAGGGAAGCUGAUUUUCUUCUACGAGUGGAACAUCAGACUGGGCUGGAAAGGUAUAAUUAAAGAAUCUGGUGCAAAGCACAAGGGAUUGAUUGAAAUACCCAACCUUUCUGAAGAAAAUGAAGUAGACGACACGGAGGUGAAUGUGAGUAAAAAGAAAGGAGAUGGGGAUGUACUGAAGGAUCUUAUGAAAACUGCAGGCACCGCCAAGGUCAGGGAGGCCCUUGGAGAUUACCUGAAGGCACUUAAGACGGAAUUUACAGUGGGAAUGAUUUUACCAACCAGAGCAACCGCAACUCAGGAAUUGACUGUUAAAAGGAAACUGAGUGAGAACACCUUACAGAUUCAGGUGCCACUGGGUGUCAGGAUCCCCACUGUGGCGCUGCACAUGACGGAGCUGUUCGACACAGGUGUAGAGCGGCUGUAUAGCAUCUUCACUGUGAAAGAGUUGGUGCAGAAAUUUUCUAAAUCUCCUGCCAUAUUAGAAGCUGAAAAGGGAGGGAAAUUCCAGAUGUUUGAUGGGAAUGUCACCGGUGAAUAUAUAGACCUGUUAGCAAAUGAAAAGAUUGUCAUGAAAUGGAGAUGUAGGAACUGGCCAGAAGAACACUAUGCCACAGUUGUACUGAAUUUUGUGCCUACUCCAGGGCAAACGGAAUUACAGUUGGACUGUAAAGGAGUUCCUGUCUGUAAAGAAGAGAACAUGAAAUUCUGUUGGCAGAAGCAGCAUUUUGAAGAAAUAAAAGGUUUACUGCAGCUGACCACUCUAAGUGGUUGAAUUAGAAGAUUUUACAAGAGCAUUACUUUUUUUAAGCAGAAAGUUACUUGUUCCCUAUCAUUUCUUUUAAAAAAGGAAAACAGAAAUCUUAAUUUAUAUUGGAUGAGAUCCAUGAACUUUUACAGAAUUUAAAGCAUUGCUUGAAUCUUGACUACAAGUAAGAAAUAGCAAGCAACCUGAAAUUAAGUACUUAACCUUACCUCCCAUAGAUGCUCCUCUGGGAAUACCUUGAAUUCCUGAGUACAGAUGUAGUUUCCUAGCCUAAAGUUUGUCCUUGUAGCAAGCUUACUUUCUGCUGUAGUUUUAGUUCAGGAAGACAAGAGUAAGUGGCAUGUUGAUGUCAUUCCUUUAUUUACUUCAGGGUUUCUAAGGUAGGUAGCUCUUAGGUUAGUGAAACAGUGGCAUGUUGCACUCAGAAGCAUGUUGAAGUGAGAGGAGUUGGUUGUAUUGUCACACUUCUCCCUGCAGCAGUAAGCAUUACAGGGUGGAAAGACUGAAAAGUCUAUGGGAAUGAGUUACUUUUGGACUGCCACUAACACGACGAAAUAGAAUACAACCGGUAAGUGCUUCCCCCAUUCACAGUUUUCUCAUUACUUUCACCUGAGAAGACUGAAGCAACGUAUGUAAACAAAUUAAAAGUAAUCACAAUCAGUUUAAUUAAGUGCACAGAAUAGCAAUCAGUCAUGUCAAUAAAAAUAAAACAAUUAUUUUUACAUCAAGUGUGCUUUAUUUCCUCCACAGGUAUUCUGUUAAAUAAAGCACCAUUUAUAUACUGCCAGGCCACAGCUAAAGAGGAUUCUUUACAGAAUCAAAUUUCUUGUGGUUGUUCCGUAUACAAGUAAACUUAAUUUUGAUAAUAAGAACCACAGCGAUCGGAGGCAAUCUGCCUCUAUUAUAAGGUACAAAACUGGCACAGAAGACACCAUAUUAUACACAGUAAAAAUGCUGUAAGUUUAAAUUACAUUGUACAGGGCCAGGGAACCCUGUUCCUCCCAGACAGCCAUAUUAAAUGAAAGCCACUACAGUGAACUCUUAAUUACAUAAAACAUAUCCAUUAUCUGAUUGCCCUUUAGAAAGUAUACUGAAGAUGCAAAUUUUUUUUCAUCUGGAGUUCUGCCUGACCAAGAAUUAAGCCUAUAAAUCUAUCUUGCCAUUCAAGCAGAGAGCACUGGACAAACUGAAGCACAAAAACAGAAAUAAGCAAAACUUAUACAAACAGCAUUGGGGAGCAGGGGACCUUAAAAGUAGACAUGCUACAUCCAAUGUCAAGAAGCAGCUUGGUUUCCUUUGCCAGAUAUCCUUAUGACCACGUGAAUUGUUGACUCAAUGGUUCUGCACAGGGUAUCUAAAAUGUCGUGUUGCUGCAUGUGACUCAAGAGUCCUCUGGAAUGGCCACAACUGAGUGACAGAGCAGCCUCAGGGUCCUGGGAGGGCAGAGGUUGACCAUCACAGCUUCUCAAGUCGGCUAAGUCAGACAGAACGGCAGAGAUAGAAGUAGAAGGGAACUCUGAUUCGUCCUCAGCUAAGUUGGAAUCCUUGGGACAGUGGAGGUCUUUCAACUCUUUACACUCUUCAAACCUACCACUGUUGGACUGUUCUUCUGUGUGCUGUGACCUGAUAUUUGACAUGUCUUCUGAAAAUGAAGAGGGAACUUCCAUUCGGUAUUCUUUAACAGAACUAUUUUCAGGGGAAGGAAGAUCUUGCUCAGUUCCUGGAUCAAUAAUUGAGGAGUCUCUCGUCUCAUUGUCUGAAGUGCUGGUUGGGGUCAGGACCUCCCUGGUGUCUGUUUUUAUGUCGCUGAUGCUGUCUGCAGUGUGCUCCUCAUCACUGCUGACACGCCUUCUUUUAACAGGCGUCGCCCCUUCAUCAUCUGUGAAGACAUCAAAACGAACUUCUGUGAAAGGAGCCAUUAAGAUCACACUGAGGGAGGGGUGUUUAUGGAAAUUUCCUUUACAGCAUUCACAUUGAGGAGGCCCAUGUGAACAGAGCUAUUGUAUGGUCAGUUACACCAAGUGUAUUCCCUCCUCCCACCCUAAAGUUAAUUCUGGUCUAUAAAACUAACCUUUAGUUUU
Messenger RNA from Myotis myotis, 3163 nucleotides. RefSeq names its product activator of 90 kDa heat shock protein ATPase homolog 2. The record is from RefSeq and is a predicted model, not a curated record. Gene Ontology annotation, molecular function: ATPase activator activity; protein-folding chaperone binding. The transcript has 9 exons. Gene Ontology annotation, biological process: positive regulation of ATP-dependent activity; protein folding. NCBI's taxonomy places the organism in Eukaryota, Metazoa, Chordata, Mammalia, Chiroptera, Vespertilionidae. Bases 99 to 1091 code for a protein of 330 amino acids. Gene Ontology annotation, cellular component: cytosol.